Penicillium salamii is the source of this 948-nucleotide messenger RNA. Lineage: Eukaryota; Fungi; Ascomycota; Eurotiomycetes; Eurotiales; Aspergillaceae. The record is from the annotation of a GenBank genome assembly.
AUGUUCCCACGCAACUACGAGCGAUUGCCCAAGACGGAUGCCGAUGGUGACAGCGAUGUCACUAUCACGAGCCGACAAUCCCGUCAGGGGCUUUCAGGAUUCUUGAAAAGAAACCUUGCUGCAAUAACAAUCACCGGCCUUCUCCUCGUUCUGAUGCUCCUGGUUGUCGCUGUCAUCACAGCGAUCACUGUGGAGCCCUUUCGCCAAAUACUUGUGAUGAAGAGCCCGAUGCCCACUCCUACGGGACAUACUGGAAAAGCCGUCUAUCCCAUCGAACUGCAAGGCCAAAGGCAAUGUCUCCCGACAAAAACACGAACAACCUACUCGUGUGGCAAUUCCACCACCGAGGCCGAAGAGCUUGGCUGCGCCUAUGACCCUCUAGCCGGCUGCUGGCUUCACAAGGAGUGUCCACGAGACUUCACCCAUGAAUUUUCCACUUUCAAUAAUGGAAAGCCGUUUGUCUACUACUAUGAUGAAGCCAUGACACAGCAGAUGAUAGAUUACGAGGAGGUCGGUCGCAACCCUGCCCGUUAUUGGACCUCCAUUCGCGAACAUCUGGUUCAUUGUCUGUAUCUUCUUCGAAGGGGCCACGAAGUUCAUAUGAGAGGCGAUCGCCUUGACACUAUGCUUGGUGACCUUGAACAUGUUGAUCAUUGUACCAACAUGCUGGCAGACUGGCUGCGGAGAGACGACCUUGUCUUGGACCAUGUUGGCACUUCAGGGUUUACUCAUUGCUUCAUGUCUUUAUUUGACGAUCUACGGGGCACCACCUCCACCAUUUUGACUUCUUCUUCAGUUCAACCUCAAGUUAUAACACAGAGCAAAAUAUCACCUGAAUUUGCCGCCAUAGUCACCUGCAGAACCCGUCGUCCACGACUCAACCCGGCCAUCACGCAGUACGUCUGUGCCAUUCUAUCCACCGAACCUACAAUAGAGGGAUGUUGCUGA